AUGAAAGGUCUGGACAAGAAAGACUCAAUGAUAGAUUCUCAGCUGACUGUUCCCUAUGAAGCAGAAGAUGUGGAGAAGAUCCAAGAAGAAAUGAUGUGGAAAGAUCACAACCAACGUGUGCUACAACAACUUCGUGAAGGGGAUAUCUCCACAACGCCAAGUUCAAAGAGUGAAGGUUCUUGUUCACCAGCCGCCAGGCUGAACCGUUUGGACAGCACGAGUGACUUGAGCGAUGUGAGCAGCGCAGGGCCAUCAGCAAGUUUGGUGGCACAACAACUUGGCCGGUGCAAUACCGGAGAACAACUCAGCAAACAUCUUGACUUUGACUCUCUCAGUGACACCUCUUGGGUUUCAGCAGAAGCCCAACGCAUCAUGCAGAAUGCAAAGCAGGAUGCAGAAAAGGCCGCAAGAUUGCUUGAACAUGCAAAGGCAAUGAUCGCUAAGGCUGAGCAACAGCAGAAGCAGCUAGAAGAUGCAAAUGGAAAGGAAACGCAAAAGACAGCUGAGGCAGAGGCAAACAAGAAGAAAGAAGAGGAUGCGAAGAAGGCAGCAGAGGCUGAAGAGGAGAGAAAGAAAGCACAGGAUGCGAAGAAAGCUGAAGAGGAAAGACAGAAAGCUGAAGAUGCUAAGAAGACAGCAGAGGCUGAAGAGGAGCGAAAGAAGGCAGAGGAGGCAAAGAGGGCCGAAGAGGAGAGAAAGAAAGCAGAGGAUGUCAAAAAGGCUGAGGAGGAGAGAAAGAAAGCAGAGGAUGCGAAGAAGGCAGAGGAGGAAAGACAGAAAGCUGAAGAUGCGAAGAAGACAGCAGAGGCAGAAGAGGAGAGAAAGAAAGCAGAGGAGGCAAGGAAGGCCGAAGAGGAGAGAAAGAAGGCAGAGGAGGCGAAGAAGGCUGAGGAGGAGAGAAAGAAAGCUGAGGAUGCCAAGAAGGCAGAGGAGGAAAGACAGAAAGCGGAGGAUGCGAAGAAGGCAGAGGAGGAAAGACAGAAAGCUGAAGAUGCGAAGAAGACAGCAGAGGCUGAAGAGGAGCCAAAGAAGGCAGAGGAGGCAAAGAAGGCCGAAGAGGAGAGAAAGAAGGCCGAGGAUGCGAAGAAGGCAGAGGAGGAAAGACAGAAAGCUGAAGAUGCGAAGAAGACAGCAGAGGCAGAAGAGGAGAGAAAGAAGGCAGAAGAUGCGAAGAAGGCAGAGGAGGAAAGACAGAAAGCUGAAGAUGCGAAGAAGACAGCAGAGGCAGAAGAGGAGAGAAAGAAAGCACAGGAUGCGAAGAAAGCUGAAGAGGAAAGACAGAAAGCUGAAGAUGCGAAGAAGACAGCAGAGGCAGAAGAGGAGCGAAAGAAGGCAGAGGAGGCAAAGAGGGCCGAAGAGGAGAGAAAGAAAGCAGAGGAUGCGAAGAAGACAACAAAGGCUGAAGAGGAGAGGAAGAAAGGUGAGGUUGAGAAUAAGAAACCAGACGAUGCAAAGCGACAUGCGGAACACAACAAGGCCCUAGAAGAGAAGCAAAAAGCUGAGGAGGCAAUGAAAGUUGCCCAAGAGAUGAUGGAGCAAGCAAAAAAGGCGUUAGAAAAAGCAAAGGGCAAAGAAGAGGGCAAAGAAGAGGGCAAAGAAGAGGGCAAAGAAGAGGGCAAAGAAGAGGGCAAAGAGACCAAUGGAGAAGCACUUGUUGACAACACCGAGGAAGAAAGGAAGAAAAAAGAACUGGCGCAGAAGAAAGCUUCUGCCCAUGUUCAUCGCUUAAUGCUGUGCUGUUUGACGCGUGAGAUGGAUGCUGCAUUUGGCAGCCACGUUGCUGAUGCCAUGCGUCAACACAAGGCCAAUGACGAGUUCCGACAGUACUUGUGCCUAUGCGAAGAUGCUGAAGAUACUGAGGUGUGUGAAGAGAUCGAGCGACUUUACAGUUGCAUUGACAAGGAUUCUGGCAGCAGCAGCAGCAGUUCGUCUUCGUGCCGAAAAAGGAAGUCACCUCCUAAGGAUUCUAAGGAUGAAAAGCCAAAGGAUUCAAAGGACAAGAAGGACAAGAAAGACAAGAAGAGCAAAAAGGACAAAAAAGAUAAGAGUAAGAAGGAGAAGAAGAGCCAGGGCAAGAACAAGAUUGGCAGCAAGGGUGAGUCGCAAGAGAGUGACAAGUACCAAGAGUCUGUGAAGGCAGACUAUGAUGCAAAAAAGCAGGCUUGCGAGGCAGCACGUGCAGAACUUCAAAAAGCUGUGGAUGAUGACAAGGUUGUUCGCUCCUUGAUCGAUGCCUGUGAUGCGGCCCGUGUAGAGCUGGGUCGGAAAGAGCUCGGACCACUGGAGAAGGACCUCUGCGAGCGUAUUGCUAGUGGAGAGGCAAAAGGCAAUACCACAGAAUUCACUGAAAAACUGGCUGGCUAUUCCACCGGCAACGAAUCUCGAGAUUAUUUUCGCAACAAUGAACUUCCUGUUGAGCCAUUGUACAUCAAGGUGCCCAUAAAACUGGCAGACGAUUCUGUUGGAGAAGAGCUUCUACCAGUGCAGCUUCCUUGGGACAUUUUCGACUAUUUGUUGAACAAAUGCAGUUUUCAACUUGGGGACAGGCUUGUCCAAGAUUUCUGGGAGCAUUUGGAAAACGUUGGAGAUACAUGGGCUUGUUCCACUCGAGAGUUUCGGGAAGCUCAUGGAGGCAAAGUCUGGCCUCUGGGGUUUUAUGGGGACGAAGCGGUCAUGGCCAUUCAGAACAAUCCGAUGAACAAAAUACUUGGGUUCACAGUCAACUGCCCCCUGUUCCGUCCACGGUCUACGCGGCUGAGCAGAUACCAAGUGUUCAGUAUCGAAACAGACAAGGUAGUAUCAUUUAAGGAUACUAUCUACCCAGUUUUGGAAGAGAUUGUCAAGUCCUUUAACAAGCUGACUGAGGAGGGCAUCAAUGGAACCAUUUUCCUAGUGUCAGAACUUCGAGGUGACCAAGCAUUUUUCAAGAACUUGUUUCGCCAUAAGUCAUGGUGGAAAGCCACCAAAGUUUGCUUUCGAUGCAAGGCUACUGCUGAACCGGGACCACUAAACUAUUGUAUCUAUGAAUCCAAUGACGGUUGGGCCACGACAGUACGCACCACGGAGCAAUUUCUGCUUGAGGAGCUUCCUGAUCAAGAUGCAUGCCACUUUGUUAGAGCUCAACUUCCUGUUCAAAUUUUCUAG
Messenger RNA from Cladocopium goreaui, 3144 nucleotides. Lineage: Eukaryota; Dinophyceae; Suessiales; Symbiodiniaceae. The record is from the annotation of a GenBank genome assembly.